AUGUACGCUGACUUGGUGACGGACUGUGCAUUAGAGCAUGCAGAUGUUGACCUGGGAGCCGGGCUCCCUCUGCAACUGAACGUGCCUGAGCGCUUUGCGCAAGUUGUCAACGGCGUGUACCGAUCUGGCUAUCCAGGUGCAGGGCACCUGGAUGUUUGGAAGGCCAUUGGCAUCAAGACUAUCCUCCGCUUUGUUGAGGAGGGCUACGCUUCGGCAGUCAAGGUUUACCUUGCUGAAAAUGGUGUCCGCAGUCUCUGUGUGCCAAUUGUGCCCAAUAAGGAAGGCUCUGUUAAGUCGGCCCACCAGACUGUAGACACAGUCAUGGAAAUUCUCAUGGAGCCAAAGAACCAUCCAAUCGUUGUGCACUGCAAUCAGGGCAAGCACCGAACCGGCUCGAUGAUCGGAUGUUUCCGAACCCUGCAGGGCUGGGAACACGAAGACAUCGUGACCGAGUACCGCCACUUCGCUGGUGGCAAAGCCCGUGCCCUAGAUGAGGUAUUCAUUAAGGCCUACGAGCCCAGCCCCUCGGUCCGCAAGACCGCAGAGAACCUGAAUGUUGCCUCAUGGGUGAUUGCCACAGAUGCUUUGACCGGAAACUCUCCCAGCGAGAGCCAUGCGCUGUCUCACGAUGAGAACAAGGCUUAA
Molecule: messenger RNA, 645 nt
Organism: Penicillium subrubescens
Lineage: Eukaryota; Fungi; Ascomycota; Eurotiomycetes; Eurotiales; Aspergillaceae
Gene: yphA
Product: tyrosine phosphatase family protein
Exons: 3
Coding region: 1-645 (214 amino acids)
Biological process (GO): dephosphorylation
Cellular component (GO): cytoplasm
Molecular function (GO): inositol diphosphate tetrakisphosphate diphosphatase activity; phosphatase activity
Source: RefSeq, a predicted model, not a curated record